Messenger RNA from Drosophila rhopaloa, 762 nucleotides. RefSeq lists its product as uncharacterized. The transcript has a single exon. Gene Ontology annotation, molecular function: ubiquitin protein ligase activity; ubiquitin-like protein conjugating enzyme binding. Gene Ontology annotation, cellular component: endoplasmic reticulum. Gene Ontology annotation, biological process: ubiquitin-dependent protein catabolic process. Lineage: Eukaryota; Metazoa; Arthropoda; Insecta; Diptera; Drosophilidae. Bases 54 to 626 code for a protein of 190 amino acids. The record is from RefSeq and is a predicted model, not a curated record.
GUUGAUACACAAGUAUAUCCCAAUUCAUUCUGUGACUAGAGACGUAGUGAAUCAUGGCACUAGUCCGUCAAGUGGCAGACAAAUCCAAUCAAAAGGAUACCAGCGAGGAGAGUUGCGAUAGUGGGGAGCUCUUGAAGGAUCAGCAUAGCUUCUACACGUGCCUGGUCUGCAUGCGCACUGCCCGCUCGCCGAGAGUGGGCUUCUGUGGCCACCACUUCUGCGGGAAGUGCAUCCGCAACUGGAUUCGCACACAGGGGUCGCGGGCCAAGUGCCCGUAUUGCCAGUCGAGGAUCGGGGAGAACACCCUCAUCACCAUCCGCCAGACAAAGAUCACGGAGCCAACCAAGUGCUGCAAAUCCAUCGAGGAUCAUCGUCGUAGGCUGCUCAUGAGCAGCGAAUAUGUCAGGGAACUAGCCAUCCUGCCCGAAGCGGCCAUGUUCCUGCGCGGCUACAUCGAGUAUCCGCCGGAGCCGAUGCCGCGCAUCAAGCCGCUGCCGCCCCAGAUGCUCCUCCAGCUGUCCCGUCGUCCAAUGCGGCGCACCUUCAUGGACCACACGCUCCACCAGCGCGCCAUGACUUUCAUCAUCUUGCUGUUCCUAUUCGCCAUGUACCAGCAUGGCGUUUAGCUGGCAGCUGGGCUAUAUGUAUAUGCCUAUCCCGCUGCGGCGAACCUCCAAAUUCCAAAUCUGGUGAUGAUUUCGUGUUUUGCUGUUCUGUCAAAUGUUUGUGAAUAGAUUUUCAAAAGCCGCCGGCUUGAGACUA